Messenger RNA from Annulohypoxylon maeteangense, 1011 nucleotides. RefSeq names its product NAD(P)-binding protein. The transcript is spliced from 2 exons. The record is from RefSeq and is a predicted model, not a curated record. Bases 1 to 1011 code for a protein of 336 amino acids. NCBI's taxonomy places the organism in Eukaryota, Fungi, Ascomycota, Sordariomycetes, Xylariales, Hypoxylaceae.
AUGUCUACGUCUACUCCCUCACGUACUAUCCUGGUCGUCGGCGCGACAGGCCAACAGGGGGGCUUCGUGCUCUCAGAGUUGGCAAACCUCCUAUCGAGCCUAUCUUCGGGUACCAAGCCCGAGGUCAAUGUCUUGGCCUUAACCCGGACUGCCUCCUCGCCUAAGGCUCAGGCAUUACCGUCUAAGUACCCGAGCCUGCAUCUGACGGUCGUGGAAGGCGACACUCGGAACCCGGCCCCGAUCUUCGAGGCGUACCCGCAAAUCGACUCGGUGUUUAGCUACACGACGCCGCCGGACGAGGAGCCGCAGGCCAACCUCCUCAUCGACGCCGUCGCGGCACAUGUCCGAAAGACCGACACACAAACCCCGCAUUCGAAGAAGAUCCACUUCGUCUUCUCGAGCGUUGACCGUGGCGGCGAGCCACAGAGCUGGGAGAACCCGACCGAUAUCCCCCAUUUUAGGGAGAAGCACAAUAUCGAGAUCCAUCUGAAGGCUAAGGCCGACGAGUCGGAGGGCCGGCUGACGUAUACGAUUUUGCGACCGGUCGCUUUCAUGGAUAACCUAAACCCAGGCGGCACCUUCGGCAUGGUCUUCGCCAGCCUCUGGAGCACCAUGCCGGCAUCUCAAAAGCUCCAACUCGUCAGCGUCCGGGACAUCGGGCUCUUCGGCGCCGAAGCACUUCUCGCGUCCCCCGCCUCCCCGCAUUUUCUCAACCGCGCCAUCGGUCUCGCGGGCGAUAACCUCACGCUUGGAGAGGCGCGCGAUAUAUACCGGCGCGUGAGUAAGGGGAGGGAGUUGCCCCAGGCUUGGUGGGUUGUGGGGUGGGCCGUUCGCGGCCUGGUUGCGGCGAAACAUGUUGGUGCGAUGUUUACUUGGUUCGAGACGCACGGGUAUGGCGUUGAUGUUGAGGCGUUGAGGAGGUGGGAGCCGGGGGUGCUGGGGUUUGAGGCGUGGUUGAGGGAGAGUAGUCGGUUUGAGAUUCCGGAGGGGGGGAGUGAGAGGGUGAGGUGA